AUGGAUCUCCCAACAACCAGUCCGCUCUAUAACGCUGCUAUCGCCGCUGCCAAGUUCGCAGAUCAGCGCUUAGAAGCCCGGACACCGACUGACUACAACGGUAGUCUUCAGCGAUUCGCAAAGUUCUGCCAAAGCCAAGGUUAUCCAGACCUGCUGAAGCAUCGGUUUGUGGAGCUACCAGGCGUUAUAGCAGCCUACAUCAACGAGCUCGCGACUGCAAACACAAGCCAAUGGCCCGCCGAGAAGCUUCGCGCAGCGCUCUGUUGGCACUACACCAAGCCGGAAAUGCUUGCGGGUGGUCAUUCCCACGAUCGCUGGGUAAUUGAUACAGCUCAGGACGGAGCACUUGUUCCCCGCGGAAACCCAGCUCGAUCAGCCGCCAUCACCCAAAUCCUAGCUAGGCUCAGCAAGUCUAAGAAGCGUGAAAGGACACCCAAGCGUGCGUCUCCGAUGUCGCUGACAAUGCUCACGAAGAUGAUGGCCUUUCUGGAGUCCAACUCAAUGUUGAACGAGACUAUGAGGAUUUGGUUCUCAGCGGUCUGCUCGCUCAGCUUCUAUGGAAUGUGUCGUAUCAACGAAGUUCUGCUCAUGAAGAAAGGCGGCAUCCAGCUCGGACUGCAACGUAAAUCCCGUGCAAACGGCACAGAGAUCUGCUUCGGCUGCUUCACCAUUCGUGACCGAAAGACAGACCACGACCCACUCGCCAGUCGGACGUAUUCGCUGCACCAUCUGCCGAAAGAGGAACGAGCUGCCGAGGCGUUGACGAACCUGGAGAGGUGGUUCGCAUACGCGCGGACAAAACUACACCAUUCAUGGCGCGAUAGUGACUAUGCUUUCCCAUCGCUGACGAAGAUCCCACGUGGCUGCAGUAAAAAACUAAAGCCCGGUGCGACCGCUUCUACCAAGACUACCUCCUUUGCAAACGUCGGUGUAAAAUGGGGAUCGCCGAUGUCCGACACCAAUUUCACGCAGGUGCUGAACAUCGUUGCUGAGGCGGCUGGGAUCAGCCGGAAUUUGCUCGGCGACGAGAUCUGGUUCACAUCGCACUGUUUCCGGCGCGGGGGUGCCCAGUACAGGUUCAUGUUUGCACCAGAGAAGCGCCGAUGGUCGUUGAAGUUUGUAAAGUGGUGGGCGGGCUGGGCGCCUAGUGAGAAAUCUGAGACAGUUACGAGGUAUCUUUUGGACGAUGUCCUCGAUCGCGACGAAAACCAACUUGGUGACUCGUUGGCGCCCGUGUGGUGUAGGAAACACCAGAUUUCGCGCGACCAACUCGGCUGGAGUGGUACACUGUACCGGUAG
Messenger RNA from Phytophthora sojae, 1299 nucleotides. RefSeq lists its product as hypothetical. The transcript has a single exon. Lineage: Eukaryota; Oomycota; Peronosporomycetes; Peronosporales; Peronosporaceae. Gene Ontology annotation, biological process: DNA integration; DNA recombination. The record is from RefSeq and is a predicted model, not a curated record. Bases 1 to 1299 code for a protein of 432 amino acids. Gene Ontology annotation, molecular function: DNA binding.